AUGAUGGCCGCGCGCUUUUCCAGAGCUCUUCCCAGGGCAUCCACAUCAGCCGCCGCCCGAUGGGCUGCACCGAUGCGCAAGCCCCUGGGCUCCAGCUUCGCUCGCUACGAGUCGACGGAAGGAAAGGUCCAGGGUUCCGUCAUCGGUAUCGAUUUGGGAACUACCAACUCUGCCGUUGCCAUCAUGGAGGGCAAGGUUCCCAGAAUCAUUGAGAACUCGGAAGGUGCCAGAACUACCCCCUCAGUCGUCGCGUUCGCGCAGGACGGUGAGCGGUUAGUCGGUGUUGCCGCCAAGCGACAGGCCGUCGUGAACCCCGAAAACACUCUCUUCGCCACCAAGCGAUUGAUCGGUCGCAAGUUCACCGAUGCCGAGGUCCAGAGAGAUAUCAAGGAGGUCCCCUACAAGAUCGUCCAGCACACCAACGGCGAUGCCUGGGUCGAGGCCCGUGGCCAGAAGUACUCGCCCUCGCAGAUCGGUGGUUUCGUCCUCAACAAGAUGAAGGAGACUGCCGAGGCCUACCUGAGCAAGCCCGUCAAGAACGCCGUCGUCACUGUCCCCGCCUACUUCAACGACUCGCAACGUCAAGCCACCAAGGAUGCUGGUCAGAUCUCUGGUUUGAACGUCCUCCGUGUCGUCAACGAGCCUACUGCCGCUGCCCUGGCUUACGGUCUGGAGAAGGAGGCUGACCGCGUCGUCGCCGUCUACGAUCUUGGUGGUGGUACUUUCGAUAUCUCCGUCCUCGAGAUCCAGAACGGUGUCUUCGAGGUCAAGUCCACCAACGGUGAUACCCACUUGGGUGGUGAGGAUUUCGAUAUCCGCCUCGUCCGCCACUUGGUCGACACCUUCAAGAAGGAGUCUGGCAUUGACUUGUCCAGCGACCGCAUGGCUAUCCAGCGUAUCCGUGAGGCUGCCGAGAAGGCCAAGAUCGAGCUUUCCUCCUCCCUGCAGACCGACAUCUCCCUGCCCUUCAUCACUGCCGACGCCUCCGGCCCCAAGCACAUCAACACCAAGAUGACCCGUUCGCAGCUCGAGACCAUGAUGGACCCCUUGAUCACCAAGACCAUCGAGCCCGUCCGCAAGGCCCUCAAGGAUGCUGGUCUCCAGGCCAAGGACAUCCAGGAGGUUAUCCUUGUUGGUGGUAUGACCCGUAUGCCCAAGGUUUCCGAGUCUGUCAAGAACAUCUUCGGCCGUGACCCCGCCAAGUCUGUCAACCCCGAUGAGGCUGUCGCCAUCGGUGCCGCCAUCCAGGGUGCUGUCCUCUCUGGUGAGGUCAAGGAUCUCCUGCUCCUUGAUGUUACCCCUCUGUCGCUCGGUAUCGAGACCCUCGGUGGUGUCUUCACCCGUCUGAUCAACCGCAACACCACCAUCCCUACCAAGAAGUCCCAGGUCUUCUCCACCGCGGCCGACUUCCAGACCGCUGUCGAGAUCAAGGUCUACCAGGGUGAGCGUGAGCUGGUCAGGGACAACAAGCUGCUUGGAAACUUCCAGCUCGUUGGUAUCCCCCCUGCCCACCGUGGUGUUCCCCAGGUCGAGGUUACCUUCGACAUUGAUGCCGACUCCAUUGUUCACGUCCACGCCAAGGACAAGAGCACCAACAAGGACCAGUCCAUCACCAUUGCCUCUGGCUCCGGUCUGUCUGACUCCGAGAUUGAGCAGAUGGUUGAGGACUCUGAGAAGUACGCUGAGCAGGACAAGGAGCGCAAGGCCUCCAUUGAGUCUGCCAACCGCGCCGACAGCGUCCUGAACGACACCGAGAAGGCUCUGAACGAGUUUGCCGACAGACUCGACAAGACUGAGGCUGACCAGAUCCGCGAGAAGAUCACCUCGCUCCGCGAGUUCGUCUCCAAGAGCCAGGCUGGUGAGGGCACUGCCACCGCCGCCGAGAUCAAGGAGAAGACCGAUGAGCUGCAGAUGGCCAGCUUGAACCUCUUCGACAAGAUGCACAAGGCCCGUGCCGAGAGUGGCGAGCAGUCCAGCAGCGAGGGCUCUUCGGAGGCCAAGCCCGAGGACGAGAAGAAGCCGUAA
Messenger RNA from Neoarthrinium moseri, 2025 nucleotides. RefSeq lists its product as uncharacterized. Gene Ontology annotation, biological process: protein refolding; cellular response to unfolded protein. The transcript has 4 exons. Bases 1 to 2025 code for a protein of 674 amino acids. The record is from RefSeq and is a predicted model, not a curated record. Gene Ontology annotation, molecular function: misfolded protein binding; ATP binding; ATP hydrolysis activity. Gene Ontology annotation, cellular component: cytoplasm; mitochondrion. Lineage: Eukaryota; Fungi; Ascomycota; Sordariomycetes; Amphisphaeriales; Apiosporaceae.